CAGUGUUUUGAUUGUAUCAGAAAUUUUUAGUUUGUGUUUUGAUGAAAAUUACUUUAAUUAGUUCGUCAAAGUAAUUUAGUUUUGUGUGUAAAGGUCGAUGGUUUAUUGGAUAAUUUUCUAAAGGAUUACAAAGCGCUGGAAAUGGAUUUUCAGCGGAGCGCUAUACUGCUUUUGUGUAUAUUUACUGCGACGACUGCUGAUAUAUCAUUGAUAUCGCUUGGCACGCAAAAUGCUGCAGACGACGGCUACGUCUACAACAGACCAUCUGUACCGUUCGAGCUACCACCAAGAGAAGUUAUUAUAAAACCACCUGGUCCACCGGCUCCCGUAGUUGCGGUGACACCAAGGACGAAAUAUAACUAUCCAACACCUUCGACUCCAUUUAAGCCAAAUGAAAUUCCUACUGCAUCGAAGGAAGUUAGAAUAAUCGAGAACAGGCCGGUAAUAAUAACCCCAAGACCGGUUCCACCUGUGAUAAGGGUUACUCCGCGAGAACCUGAAACAUCUAAAGGCUAUGAUUAUCCGCCUCCACAGCCACAACUAAGAUACCCUAACCAACAAGAAGAAAACAGGAACGUUCCCCAACAAGUCAAAAUACCAGUUAGUACUAGACCGACAACUACUACUUCACCACCUAAGCCAAAAGUUGAAUCUACUUACCUGCCGCCUGUAGUAAGUCAACGUUCAACUACUCUGAUACCUACAACUCCAAAGCCUGUGCAGUCAUCAUAUUUGCCACCUUCUGUUCCCGUCACGAAAACUAUUCGACCAACAACAGCGCGAUCAAUCAUAAAUACUCCCAAGGAAGGAUAUUCAUACGAUAAGCCAAUCAUUCCAUUUGAAACUGCAACAAAUAAGCUGAGGGUAGAUCCGCCAACUCCUAAGCCAAUCACAACACCAAGGCCCGUACAGUCAUCGUAUUUACCACCUGCUGUUCCUGUUACUACCACUGCCCGACCAGCAACAGCACGAUCAAUCAUAAAUACUCCCAAGGAAGGAUAUUCAUACGAUAAGCCAAUCAUUCCAUUUGAAACUGCAACAAAUAGGCUGAGGGUAGAUCCGCCAACUCCUAAACCAAUUACAACACCGAAACCCGUGCAGUCAUCGUAUUUACCACCUGCCGUUCCUGUCACUACGACUGCCCGACCAACAACAGCACGAUCAAUCAUAAAUACUCCCAAGGAAGGAUAUUCAUACGAUAAGCCAAUCAUUCCAUUUGAAACUGCAACAAAUAGGCUGAGGGUAGAUCCGCCAACUCCUAAACCAAUUACAACACCGAAACCCGUGCAGUCAUCGUAUUUACCACCUGCCGUUACUGUCACUACCACUGCCCGACCAACAACAGCGCGAUCAAUCAUAAAUACUCCUAAGGAAGGAUAUUCAUACGAUAAGCCAAUCAUUCCAUUUGAAACUGUAACAAAUAGGCUGAGGGUAGAUCCGCCAACUCCUAAACCAAUUACAACACCGAAACCCGUGCAGUCAUCGUAUUUACCACCUGCCGUUCCUGUCACUACGACUGCCCGACCAACAACAGCGCGAUCAAUCAUAAAUACCCCUAAGGAAGGAUAUUCAUACGAUAAGCCAAUCAUUCCAUUUGAAACUGCAACAAAUAAGCUGAGGGUAGAUCCGCCAACUUUUAAACCAAUUACAACACCGAGACCCGUGCAGUCAUCGUAUUUACCACCUGCUGUUACUGUCACAACCACUAUCCGACCAACACCAGCGCGAUCAAUCAUUAAUACUCCCAAGGAAGGGUAUUCAUACGAUAAGCCAAUCAUUCCAUUUGAAACUGCGACAAAUAAGCUGAAGGUAGAUCCUCCAACUCCUAAACCAAUUACAACACCAAAGCCCGUGGAAUCAUCGUAUUUACCACCUGCAGUUCCCGUUACUACCACUGCCCGACCAACAACAGCACGAUUAAUCAUAGAGACUCCCAAAGAAGGAUAUUCGUAUGAUAAGCCAAUCAUUCCAUUUGAAACUGUUACAAAUAAGUUGAAGGUGGAUCCGCCAACUCCUAAGCCAAUUACAACACCAAAGCCUGUGCAGUCAUCGUAUUUACCACCUGCUGUUCCUGUCACAACCACUGUCCGACCAACACCAGCGCGAUCAAUCAUUAAUACUCCCAAGGAAGGAUAUUCAUACGAUAAGCCUAUCAUUCCAUUUGAAACUGCGACAAAUAAGGUGAAGGUAGAUCCUCCAACUCCUAAAUCAAUUACAACACCAAAGCCCGUGCAAUCAUCGUAUUUACCACCUGCAGUUCCCGUUACUACCACUGCCCGACCAACAACGGCACGAUUAAUCAUAGAGACUCCCAAAGAAGGAUAUUCGUACGAUAAACCAAUCAUUCCAUUUGAAACUGUUACAAAUAAGUUGAAGGUUUAUCCACCAACUCCUAAACCAAUUACAACACCGAAGCCCGUACAGUCAUCGUACUUACCACCUGUUGUUCCUGUUACAACCAUUGCCCGACCAACAACAGCCCGACCCAUCAUUAAUACUCCGAAAGAACGAUAUUCAUAUGAUAAACCAAUCGUUCCAUUCGAGAGUGCAUCAAACAAGCUGAAGGUAGACCCUCCAAUUACUAGACCAAUUACAACGCAGAAGCCAGUUUAUUUACCACCUGAGGUAAAAACAACCACACCUGCAUCCAGGGGAGGCUAUAAAUACGAAAAGCCAGAACCUCCGUUCAAUAGCGUUAAUGACAUAUUAAGAAAUGAUCAGCCGAAAGAUAAAUCUUCCGCCAGCUCUUCGUUCAGAAAAGUGGUGUCAUCGAAACCAAAUCCAACAUAUUUGCCGCCUCAAAUAACAGUAAAGCAAGCAGUUAUUACAACCACACAUCGUCCUUCUUCGGCACUGCCGAAACAAAUUCCAGUUAGCACAAGGGGAUCGUAUAGAUAUGAUAAGCCGGCGUUAUCUGCUGAUAGUAGCGGAAAGUCUGAGACUACAAAUCUCCUUGCGAAAUUGCCAUCGACCUAUUUACCUCCAAGUAGCAACGUAAUUACUAAUCGUCCAACAACAACACGUUCCACAACAACACGCCCCACAACAACACGCCCAACAACAGGAACUCCAAGAUUUGUGGCAUCCACUUAUUUACCCCCAAACGAAAUUCCGAGCCAAUCAGAAACAAAUCUAAAAACACAGAAACCAUCCACACUGUCUACGACAAUUCGCACAACACCAAAAUCUGUUCCCUCAACUUAUCUUCCACCAGCAAGUGAUAAGCCAACUACAAAGAAACAGCAAACAACGCGUGCAACAACUACACGUCCUACAACUAGACCUACUCCCAAAUUGGUAGCUUCCACUUAUCUUCCACCUCCGAAUACACAAAAGCCAACCACACAAUCUACGACAGUUCAAACAACGCCAAAAUCUCUUCCUUCAACUUACCUUCCACCAUCAAGUAAUCAACCUACAACAAGACAGCCUAUAACAAGAGCUACUACUAAACCUUCACCCAAAUAUGUUGCGUCAACCUAUCUUCCUCCAUCAAGUAACGAACCUACGACGAAACAGCAACAAACAACACGCUUAACCACCACUCGGCCUACAACUAAACCUACUUUAAAGUCUGUCGUCUCAACUUAUCUUCCACCACUAAAUGAAAAAGUGCCUCAACAAUCACAGAAUAAUGUCAAUAUACAGACACAAACCACACGAUUAACAACAGUUCGAACAACACCAAAAUCUGUUGCAUCAACUUAUCUUCCACCAGCCAGCGAUAGACCAACUACAAAGCAGCAAACAACACGCAUAACUACUACUAGACCUACUUUCAAAGUGAUAGCUUCAACGUAUCUUCCACCCCCAAAUGGAAAGACGCCGGAAGAAUCCAAGACUAAUCUGAAUACACAGAGGCCAGUCACACAAUCUACGACAGUUCGAUCAACCCCAAAAUCAGUUCCAUCAACGUACCUUCCACCAGUACGUGAUACGCCAACGACGCGGCAGCAACAGACAACGACCACGCGUCCUACGACUAGACCUACUUUGAAACUGGUUGCUUCCACUUAUCUUCCACCCCCAAAUGGAAAGACGCCGGAAGAAUCCAAGACCAAUCUGAAUACACAAAAGCCAGUCACACAAUCUACAACAGUUCGAUCAAUCCCAAAAUCAGUUCCAUCAACGUACCUUCCACCAGCACGUGAUACGCCAACGACGAGGCAACAACAGACAACGACUACGCGUCCUACGACUAGACCUACUUUCAAAGUGAUAGCUUCAACUUAUCUUCCUCCCCCAAAUGGAAAGACGCCGGAAGAAUCCAAGACUAAUCUGAAUACACAGAGGCCAGUCACACAAUCCACGACAGUUCGAUCAACUCCACCAUCAGUUCCAUCAACUUACCUUCCACCGACACGUGAUACGCCAACGACUCGGCAACAACCGACAACACGCGUGACAACAACACGCCCUACGACUAGACCUACUCCAGCCACACAAUCUACGACAGUUCGAUCAACACCAAGAUCUGUUCCUUCAACAUAUCUUCCACCUGCAAGUGAUAAGCCAACAACAAAGCAGCAACAAACGACACGCUUAACAACCACACGACCUACGACCAAACCCACUUUGAAGUCUGUAGUUUCCACUUAUCUUCCACCUCAAAAUGAAAAGCCUGAUCAAUCUAAAACUAACUUAAAGGUUGUGAAAACAACUUCACCACCUGUUCGGACAACCUCGAAACCAGUAGGAGUUACGUACCUACCACCUAAAGAAGGUUACGAUUAUCCAAAACCUGCCAUUCCAUUUAAUUUUUAAGUCGAACAGUUUCGAAUAAUUUGAUAAUUUAUUACGAAUGUGGGCUUUAAUCAAUAAUUUUAUAAACGAAUGUGAUUUCUAAAUUUAAUUUACAAAACAACUCUGUGAGUUUGUACAACAUUUAGGAAAAAUUAAAAAAUUUCCCAC
This is a messenger RNA of Bradysia coprophila, 4911 nucleotides long. RefSeq lists its product as uncharacterized. NCBI's taxonomy places the organism in Eukaryota, Metazoa, Arthropoda, Insecta, Diptera, Sciaridae. The record is from RefSeq and is a predicted model, not a curated record.